AUGAGACCAGCUCGACUACUACUGCCCGAUUGCCCUUUCACACGUCAGUGGCAACAGCAGCAGCAGCAGCAGCAGCAGCAGCAGCAGCAACAGCGGUUACAAGAAAAAGAGACCGUAACGCGGCAAACAUCGACUGAUGCGAAAUCUAUUAAGGACGAAAUCUGCCGUCUUUCCUUAUCGUUAUCCCGCGUCGUGGUGAAGGAGGCCACUCCGAAGUCAUCGACCACGACCACGGAGGAGGUCCACCCGCGAAGAGUGCAACGUACCGCGAGUGCCGAGUCGACGACGACGACGACGGUACUGCUGCAACGACCGUCACGGCGACGACGAUCACGACGACCACGACGACUACGUAACCCCGGCGGUGCGCUCACGUUCCCGCGUCGGUGCGGUGCGGUGGUGCGUUCAACGGGUGUCGGAUGA
Messenger RNA from Solenopsis invicta (red fire ant), 423 nucleotides. RefSeq names its product ataxin-2 homolog. The transcript has a single exon. Bases 1 to 423 code for a protein of 140 amino acids. Lineage: Eukaryota; Metazoa; Arthropoda; Insecta; Hymenoptera; Formicidae. The record is from RefSeq and is a predicted model, not a curated record.